AUGCCAACAAAACUUUAUGUUGGUAAUAUACCUGAAUUAAUAAGUUCAACUGAAUUGAAAGAAUUAUUUGAAAAAUAUGGCAAAGUAUUAGAAUGUGACAUUAUUAAAGAUUAUGCUUUUGUUCAUAUGGAAGAUGCAAGUAAAGCAAAAGCAUCUAUAGCUGCUUUAAAUGAUUUUAGUUUAAAAGGAAAUCGUAUUAGAGUUGAAAUGUCAACAACACAGCUACGAAAUUCAGGUCGUUCAUCUCGUCGUGGAGAUUCACCACGUCGUCAAUCAAGUUCUAUGUCGAUGCGUUCGUCUCGUCGAGAAUAUCCAAUGAUGUCGUCUAGUCGAAGUGGCGGUUAUUCUGGUGGAGGAGGAGGCGGCGGCGGCGGUGGACCCGAUCGAUCUUAUCCGAGUAUGCGUAGUAGCUAUAUGGAUGCAAGAUCUCGUCCGUAUGAUUCACCUUAUGAACGUCAACGAAUGCCACCACCACCACCGAUGAGUUAUACUGAUCCGUACAGUAUGCGAGGUGGUCCUAUCGAUAUGUAUGGUCGCGAUGAUUUUUAUCAACAACGAGGACCACCAAUGCCAAUGGCUGAUCAUUAUGGACGCGGACCACCAAUGCGGUCAAAUUACGAUCCGUAUUCAGCAUAUCCAACCGGACCAAGUUCAUUGGGACCAAUGAGAAGUCGAUAUGCUGCAUCACCACCAUCGUCACGUAAUGGAUUAGGACGUUAUGGUUCACCACCACGAUCAUCAUCUUCACGUCGCCCAUCUAGACGAUCACCGCCGCCGCCAUCAUCAUCCAAUUCAUCACGAUCACGUCGUUAA
Molecule: messenger RNA, 813 nt
Organism: Adineta steineri
Lineage: Eukaryota; Metazoa; Rotifera; Eurotatoria; Adinetida; Adinetidae
Source: the annotation of a GenBank genome assembly